Ilyonectria robusta is the source of this 2181-nucleotide messenger RNA. RefSeq lists its product as uncharacterized. The record is from RefSeq and is a predicted model, not a curated record. The transcript has a single exon. Lineage: Eukaryota; Fungi; Ascomycota; Sordariomycetes; Hypocreales; Nectriaceae. Bases 28 to 1950 code for a protein of 640 amino acids.
UCAAGAGCGAAUUCCAACGAUCCGACCAUGAAGUUUGACCAUGUGACCGUCUUCACUUGUCUUGCUAUUUCUGCAAACGCUGGACCCCAGUACCCUGCACUCUUUGACCAGAGUGGGAGCCCGCAACAUCAGAUCAGCGCCCCUUUACCUCCGCCGCCCGAGCCGAUAACAAUAACCGAGCUUCCCUUACCUCCUGUUACAGAAGAUGAGACGCCCGGUGGAUGUACGGCGGAAAUCAAUCCACACAGAACCGGCUGUAUCGGACAGACGCCAGUUUUGCAAUCGGGCGGUUUUCUUCCAGACGGCAAACAUGUCAUUGCCACACUCAAUUUUACAGGCGCACCAACGACUGGCGACCCUUCUAGUAUCUAUGCGGGCCAGCAAGUUAUUAUCGUCAAGACGGAUGGAACUAAAUUCCAAAAUGGCGAUGCAUGGAAAUGUCUUACGUGUGCGGUUCCGACAUCGACCACGAUGAACUACCUUUACCCACAGGCCUUCGCGGAUGGAAAAAGAAUUCUAGCCGGUACCAAUAUUAUUGAAUGCCUGUUCAGGUUUUCUACCGGAAUGUGCUCCAUGGACAAAGUUCGCAUUUAUCCCAUUCGCUGGAAUACGGCCUCAGAUGGAUCUGGACGCGGUGGAAAUAUGCGAGAACUCCGGUUACAUCCCGACAACGUGCACAUUGGCUUCAGUGCGGCCACAGUCACAGCCGGAAAGUUCGACCAGUACGCAUACAUCGGUCGACUAUCAUUCAAUGCCCACCCCGAAUCAGGCGAACCGCUCACCCCGCGCUACGAUUUGCGCAACGUCCAGCUGUUAUUCGAUCCCACAAGCCCACAACCGAUUAGUGUUCACGCUCAACAUGCCGACCAGCUAGUUAUAAACCGCGACGCAAUUUCAAUCGGUGAACUUCGAGGGUUUAGCGGAAGUGGCCAGGAGGUCACGUAUAUCGGGUUUCCUGCUGAAUCAUCAAACAUUGACGUCUUCGCGGCCAACUUGGCAACCGGCAGCGUUCGUCGACUGACCAGCCAUCCGGAAUACGUCGACCCCAUCGACAUCUCUCCAGAUGACAAAUGGAUGGUGGUAUUGGAUACCAGAGGGACAGAUCGGCAAAUGUUUAUGGCUGGUCUGCGGGGUGUCCCGCCCCUCACAGAUCUGGUGUCGACCAGCACGGUGGCUUCAACUCGCAACAACGGAUAUCGCCGGUUUUUCCAGCCUUGGUUAAUUGAUGGCCUUGGUGACCGAGGCUCAUAUUUCGGUCAACAAAUAAAUGCGCAGGGCAAUCGCACACCUGGAAAUGGGGGUGUGGGCGAUCCUGAAUGGAACGCCAUGGCUGACCCAAAGUGGUCCCCAGACGGAACUCACAUUGUUUAUCAUCAAUCACAAACAGUCUCUCCUGCCUGCGGUGGCCUGAAUCCGCUUCCAUGCUACCCUUCCACUGCUGAAGGAGGCCGGAGGCAGCGCAUGAUGCUUGCUUACCUUAGCAGUCGCAGACCACUCAAGCCGGUCCCGAUCAAACCGGUCUCGGACAACAUCCCAUGGGCAACUCCCUACAUCCCUGGAAGUAAGAGUGUCUCACGGCCAUUUCUAGCUCCGGGAAGCUAUAGGCUCCAGGGUAGAGUCUCUGGAUGGGCCAAUGUCAACAUCACUGCCAAUGAUAAAGGAACUGCUCUACAGACCGUCAGCGUAUCCUACAAUGACUUCUCAGACGAUGGGUUAAACUUCUUAACUGGGACUGAGAAGGUAUCUACCAAGAAUCCAUCAGUGACGCUGAACGUCGUCAACUGGUAUUCCAACCUCGAGCAGACAGGACCAAACAAUGGUACCAAGAAAACAAGCCCAGAUGGCUUCCGUCUGAUGAUCGAUAUAAUGGCGAAUAUCUUCCAAGCCAACGGGACAUUGAAAACCACGAUUAAUGAAAAGGAAUAUCAUCAACCACUCAAUGAAGCUUAAUUUUCUGCAUCUGGACUUUUUAUAUAGCACCCCUGAGGAUAGGAGGUAGUGGAAACCAUGUGCCCAUUUCUUACGUAGCUACUUUGAACAUAUUAUCCAGGAGACUAGUUAGUCCACAGGCAAUUGAGCGGAAUACGCUUGCUGAACUAAUAAGGCGAUGCUGUGCCAUUCCAUCUGCCAUGCAUCUUCAAAUUUAUGGAAUAAAAAUAGCCUUUGAAUAAAAUCUUCAAC